Kockovaella imperatae is the source of this 9507-nucleotide messenger RNA. Its product is annotated as putative late endosome to vacuole transport-related protein. The record is from RefSeq and is a predicted model, not a curated record. Bases 1 to 9507 code for a protein of 3168 amino acids. Gene Ontology annotation, biological process: protein retention in Golgi apparatus; late endosome to vacuole transport; mitochondrion organization. Gene Ontology annotation, cellular component: extrinsic component of membrane. Lineage: Eukaryota; Fungi; Basidiomycota; Tremellomycetes; Tremellales; Cuniculitremaceae. The transcript is spliced from 17 exons.
AUGCAGGCUCUCAAGGACAUUGUCCUUCGACUCAUCAACGUUUACAUCUCCCCCUACGUCGACAAUUUGAACUCCGAUGAUCUGUCCCUCUCCUUGUUCAGUGGCAAUCUCCAAUUUCACGGUCUUCAUCUGAAGAAAACCCUCCUGGAGCGAUUCGGGCUGCCGGUAGAGAUCGUGGCCGGCGACAUUGGAAGCCUGUCCAUUUCCAUACCGUGGACACAGCUCAAGACACAGCCGGUCAAGGUCGCGAUCGAGAAUGUCUACGUUCUUGCGAGAGCUAGACCACCGGGGAAGGUGGAUCUGGAAGAGGAUGAACGGAUAGAACAGGCCACCAAGCAGGAAAAGUUGCGCAGUGCUGAAGAAGUGGACAAUGCGGCGAUGCAGGUCGGAGGACAGGGAUCGACUGAUGAGGGGAAACAAACGUACAUUGGCGCAAUCAUAUCGAAAGUCGUCGACAAUGUUCAAGUUCACGUUAGGAACAUUCAUGUCCGGUAUGAAGAUCCCUUCAGCACGCCAGAGCAUCCCUUUGCCGCAGGGGUCACCCUCACCGAAUUCAAAGCGGUAUCGACGGAUUCGAAUUGGGUAGAUGCGUUCAUUCAAGACAGCGUGCAGGGUGUGCACAAGCUCGUCAAGCUCGGCGCAUUGUCAGUCUAUUUUGACACGGAUACUGGGAGCUUGGACAGAGGAUCCGAAGAUCGCCAAGGAACCCUGGACGCGCUCAACGCCAUGCUGCUGUCCAAGAAUGACAACCGACAGUAUAUCCUACGACCAGUGACGGGUGAAGCUAGAGUCAUCCUCAACCACCAGAUGGGCAAGGAAAAGCCAAAGGUCGACGCUCAAGUCAUAUUUGAUGAAAUUGGCGUCGUCUUUGAUCGAGAUCAGUACCGUGACGCACUUUCAUUGAUCGACGUGGUCCACUUUUAUCGUCGCACUCACCAAUACCACAGAUUCCGCCCGCCCGAGGAAGAGUUUGAAACGAAUCCAGCCCGAGCCAGAUGGCGUUUUGCGCUCAACGCGAUCCAGAGCGAAGUUCACGAUCGGCACAAGAGGUGGACUUGGGAUUAUAUUGCCCAACGGAGGGAUCUCAGGAAAAAGUAUGUUGACGUCUUCGUCAAAAAGCUUGGUUUGCCAGAGGGCAAGCCUUUGCCGAAGGAUGCUGCAGAAGAUUUGGACAACUUGGAGCGAGAGCUGUCGUACGAAGACAUUCGGUACUUCAGGUCCGUGGCCCGAGCUCAAGCGAAAAAGGAUGCAGCGACCCGCAGGAAGCUGGAGGCUGAACGGCGGCGAAAUCAGCCCCAGCGACAGACCUGGAACGAGUGGCUAUGGGGAGUUCCCAAGGUAGAUGAUUCUGGAAUGACAGAAGAGGAGCAAAAGGAGAUUGACGAGAUCAUCGACUACGAUCGUGCUGCCGCGCCGGCUAUGGGGUCGACCCCGAGAGACUUCAUGAAAGCAAGGAUAUCUGCGACGCUCAACAAGGGAUCCUUUUCCCUUCGGACAGAGCCUCACGGAGCGACAACUGACAUCAUCGCCCUCGUCUUCGACUCUUUCUCGGCGGACGUCGUUCAACUGACCGAAAGUCUAUCCGGCAGAAUAGCGCUUGGAGGCUUCAGGGUCUAUGAUGGUACUGCUGCGGGUUCACUUCAUCCACAGAUAGUACGCGUCAAGGAUAUCGAGAAUCGAUCCUCGACCUAUAGCGACAAAGGCAAGAGUCGGCAGACCAGCCUGGAUGAUUCUCAAGGUGUCAAAGGUGCCAUUGAAGAAAUCAACGAUGGUUUACCGGAAAGCGCUGAUCCAUUCUUUGUCAUGGAGGUGGAGCAGAAUCCCCUAGACGGUCACGCCGAUAGUUCCGUGACGGUCCGGAUGCGUCAUCUCGAGAUCAUCUAUCAUCGAGGCUACGUCGAGGCUGUUGUGCAAUUCUUCAAGCCACCAGCGAGUCAACUGGAGUCCAUUGGAGCACUUCUGGAUGCAGCUGGACAGACACUGGAUGGCAUCCGAAAGGAGACCAGAGCUGGUUUGGAAUAUGCUUUAGAGCAGCACAAGACGAUCGAUCUAAAAGUUGACAUGAACGCUCCGAUCAUCAUCAUUCCCAUGGACAUCACCGCAGAGGAUAGUCAAGCAUUGGUUCUGGAUGCAGGACACAUAGCUGUGGAGAGUCAACUUGCCGAUCAGAAACAGCUGCAAGAGAUACAAAGCAAGCGAGGUCGACAAUACAGCGAUGACGAUUUCCGGCAACUUGAAGACCUCAUGUACGACAAGCUCUCCCUAAGAUUAGAGUCAACCCAACUCCUCAUGGGUCCGAGUAUCGCAUCCUGCAUGAGAGCCAUCGAGGAUCCUCACAGCUCUGGACAAACCGAUCUGCACAUUCUCGAACGCAUCAAUAUGUCGUUUUCGGUCCAGAACGCCAUCACAAAUGCUCAAAAUCUGACUCGUUUCAAGAUCGCGGGCGACCUUCCAGAAUUGCAGGUCAACUUUUCGGAUCGCAAGUAUAAGAAUUUGAUGAAAUUCAUCGACACUGCGAUCCCCAGAUUCGACAGUGAUGAUUCCUCAAAGGACGAAUUGAUCGUACCUCGUAUUGCCGACCACUUGCCGACCUUUCGUCAACAACCUGUGGAAGAGUACACCCUGGAUGAUAAUCGGUCCAUUGUCUCCCACAAGACUUUUGACGAUCACGACGACGAGAGUUCGGUGGAAGACAAAGGCGGAGAAAAGUUCUACGAGCCCCAUGACGAUACUACAGACACUCAGCGUCGCGAUCUGCAGCAGAUCACUUUCCAGUUCUCCUUCUCAGUUGGUAAACUUCAGACCUCGUUGUACAAGUCGAUCUCACCAACUGAGGAAAGGCCACUCGCUACCGCUGCUCUCGAAGGCUUUGGCUUGACGUUUGAUCUAAGGAAAUAUGACAUGUCUGUCGACCUCUUUCUGCACGCUGUCACCCUGGCAAUGAUCGAGCAAGGCCAAGAGCAACGCCCCCUAUUGUCCUCCGCCAACGAAAAUACCGACCAAGGAAACAAACUUCUACAGGUCCGUUACAUGAAGGUUCAGAAAGACUCCCCACAGUUCAUGACUGUGCAUGAAGGGGUGGAUCAGAGCGUAGAUUUGGAGCUAUCCACAUUCAGGAUAACGGUCGCCCCGGAGCCCAUCUUGAGCCUGUACGAUUUCAUCAUGACGACCUUCGUCCCGCAGGAUCAGCCACCAGAGUCGAUAUCUUCGAGGCGACAUUCUCAAAUCUCCAGUCAAAAGCCAGAUGUGCCAAUGCCACCUCCCAAGUCAACUGACAAGAUACGCGUGCGGGUAAAGGUCACAACUGCAUCAGUGUCACUCGAGAACAACGGGCUGAGCUUCGCCUUGUUGACUCUUCCCUCGGCCGAUGUCGCAGUCUUCCUGCGAAGUGGCACCUUGCGUGUAGCUGCUCGCCUCGGUGACCUCUCACUCGAAGACGUCUCGACCGCGCGGAAUCCCGCCGAUCAUUCUCGAGCUCUUCUAUCCAUCGAGGGACAGGAGCUCGCCGACUUCUCCUACGAGACAUUUGACCCGACGGAUGAAGAGACCUUCCCUGGCUACAAUUCGUCCGUUGUCCUGAAAGCCGGCUCCCUCAAGUUCACCUUCCUUGAGGGUCCCGUGCGCGACCUCUACGUCUUUGCUCUCAAAUUUGCGCGGAUGAAGGCUAUCUACGAUGCGGCGAGUCAGGCUGCCGUCCAGCGCGCCAGUGAGGUCACCCGAAUGCACUAUGACAUUGUGGUCAACACGCCCAUCAUCAUCCUGCCUUCGAAUGCCAGUCCCGAGGCUGAUCGCUUAGUGCUCAGACUUGGAGAAAUUGUCGCCAAGAACCAGUACCUCGGCGAUCCGAACGACAACAGCACCAUCGAGGCCAGUCUUAACGGAAUCAGCAUAACCUCUGAGAUCGUGAUGGAAGAGAAGAUGGCUAGCGUGCAGAUGGUCAAAGAUGUUGCCAUUACUGCAAAUGUCAAACAGAUCGGCAAGAGGGCUGGCGAUCAAGAGGCGGACACUGAGAUCGUCACUCGCAUGUCAGACGUCCAAAUGGCUCUGACACAGCGUCAGUACGGCCUAGUCAUGCGCGUUCUGGAAGCACUGCCGAAAGUGCUGGCAGACGUCAACAUGGACGAUGUCACGUCAGAGUCUGUCCCGGGGACGCCAUCUCGGCCCAUAUCCUCAGGUCCUCCCUCGGAUAGCGCCACACCAAUGGAAAACAGUGUGAAUCUGGAGCCGGAGCUGAGAGUGACAUCUCCAGUGGACGGAAAGAAGGAAGAUGUGUGGACAAAGAUGAAACUGCACUUCUCUGUCAAUUCUAUCGCACUGGAGGUGUUCUCUGGCCAGGCUCACCAGGAGGACGAUCUUCAGAAACACAGCAUUGCUCAAUUUGCUCUGCGGCAAACGAACCUCGGGUUAAAGCAGCUCUCGGAUGGUGCAAUGGAGCUCGAGUUCACCCUAGGCACGCUGUCAUUCUCCAACACCUCUGCAGGAAAUACCGUCCAUCGGGAGAUCAUUCCCGCUGCAGGUCAUGACAAGAACCAAAUCGUGGUGUCCUACACUUCGAGUGGCGGAGAUCAUUCCUCUGCCAUGGUGAUCGUGACAGUGGACAGUCCGAAGUUCACGCUCGCGGUAGAGCCACUAGCCGCACUAGCUGAAUUUGCGAUCAGUCCAUUCGCCGAACGGUCCGAGCAGCCGGCUCCAGUGGAGUCCGGAAACAGUGAACAAGAAGUGACGCCUACCACCAACUCGACCUCACUUGCCUUCCGCGUCGAGGUGGUCAACGCUAUCAUUGUUGUUGUGGCAGAUGACUCUGACCCAAAAUCCCAAGCCAUCUUCCUGAACGUUAAGGAGAUUCUCGUAUCGCAGCAAUCGAUCCUGGCAGUCAAGAUUGACAAGAUGGGCAUGUCGUUUGGUCGGAUGGACAAAGCAACAGAAAAGGAACGCGUCAAAUUCUUGGACGAACUCAAUGUCGCCUUAUCCUUGGACACUCGCCGACAGGGCUCGAGGCAGAUGACAAGCUUUGAUAUCGAUAUCCCGGAUCCGAUCAUCUUUAGAGCUUCCUAUUUUGACAUUAUGCUCAUUCUCGACAUUGUCAACAAGGCCUCUGCGGCAGCUCAGAGAGCACAGACUUCUGACCAGCCUGGUGGAGAAGCUCAGCGAUCCACUGUAGCAGCGGAUGGUACGACAGAUUAUUCGACCUCCAUAGCAGUGCCCGUCAAGACUCCGAGUCGGCGGGCUCCCGCUUCUACGAUCCGCAAGAGCCCUGAGCGAUCCAAAGUCAUCGUAUCCAAAGAGCAGCUCAAGGCACGAAUCAACGGAUUUCAACUGGUCCUCGUCGGAGAUCUGCAAGAGCUGCCGUUCCUACACUUGUCGACUCCCGAAUUCCAGAUCGCAAUCAACGACUGGUCUGGAGAUAUGAAGCUUGCCACGUCUAUUCAGCUGUCGAUUCGCUACUUCAACCUGGCGAAUUCAUACUUUGAACCGCUGCUGGACCCAUGGACCUUUAAUCUAAGAGUGAAUCGAACUACCACGGGCGGCGGAAACGCCCCGCUAUCCGUCCGCUUCUCAGCCACUGAUCGGUUGGAGAUGAAUCUGACGUCAGCAUUCAUCGAGCUGGCCAUCACGCUUCUGACCAUGUGGAGUAACGACUCGAACAAGAUCAAGGAGACUCGUGCAAAUGACACCAGUGACGCGCCGUUCCGGAUCCGCAAUUUGACCGGCCUACCAAUCCUGGUCUGGCCGGAAAAACGGGACACCAAUGCCCCGGUACACGGCGUCAAGCGCCUAGAGGAUGGCGCGGAUGUUCAAUGGCGAUUUGAGGACCGAAGAAGUACCCGAGAGAACAUUUCAGCCGCUAGGCACAAUGCGCUCGGGGUUCACAUCGAGAAUGCCUCGUGGGACAAGAUCCGCAGCAUCUCGGUCGAUCGAGCUGGUGAAUAUCCGCUGGUACUCAAGCCGAAGAUUGACAAGAUAUCCCAUCAAUUGAUGUGUGAGGUCACGUUGGAGAAUAAUAUCAAGGUCAUCACCUUCAGAUCAACCUUGACUGUCGAUAAUCAGACCAGUCUUGCCGUUGAAAUGGUCAUUGUGGACUCGCAUGGCAAAGCUUGCAGCGGUGCUCUCAGGAUGAACCCUGGACAGAGCUGCCCUCUACCGCUAGAAGCUGUUUAUGAGAAGAGGUUCCGGAUUCGACCGCUUCGAGGGUUCGGCUUUGAUUACAGUUGGUCUAUGCCUCUACAUUGGAAGCAAUUGGUCGCUCGCCCUAUCAGACCGAUUAGCUGUAAACAUCAGACACCAAAAGAGCCCGCUUUCUACUUCCAGGCACAGGCUAAUUUCAACGAGAAGGAUAUCUCUGCGAGGUCAUAUCCUCGCAUGAAGCUGGUCUUACGAGCGCCAAUUGAGCUAGAGAAUCUUCUGCCUUACGAUCUCAAAUUUAGAAUCCACGACAAGAACACCGGCUUGAGUUCUAGCAAUUUCUUGGUGAAGGGUGGAACGAGUCCAAUUCACACGGUUGAGCUGUCGCAUUUGCUUUUGCUCAGUGUCGCGCCGGAAGAUACAAACUUCAAGCAGAGUGACUACGCUAUCAUCAACACCGACGAUCCCGAGUUGCCGAUCGAGCACGAAUUCCAUCUCACAGAUCACCGCGACCUCAAAUUAAUGCUGAAGCUUCACUACUUCACGUAUCCGAGAUCCGGCGGGUCGUUCAAGGUACAGGUCUACAGCCCCUUCAUUCUCCUCAACAAGACGCGUUUGCCGUUCGACAUUGCCGCAAAAACGUGGACUGGGGGACAGAAAGCCUUGGCUGGGAGUGAUUUGUUCGCCAAUGACCAUAACCGCGACACACCGACACCAUUCAUGGUCGCGUUCCCCAAUGAAGAUCGCCGUAACAGGCUCUAUCUCAAAGUGGACGACUCAAAGUGGUCAAAGCCUCUUUCUUUCGAGCCUGUUGCUGCGGAUAUGCAGGUAGUCAUGCCUGCUUCAACCGGGGAAAGCGAGUACUUCGUCGGAAUGUCAUACGCCGAAGGUCUUGGAAAGUACAAACUCACCAAGGUCAUCACCAUCGCACCGAGGUUCAUUGUGAAGAAUACGUUUUCGUAUGCCUUGAAGAUCCGACAGUCUAGCACGCAAAACGUGAUGAGUCUCAAGCCUGGUGACAGUCUCCCGAUCCAUCAGUUGCAGAGUCGAGCGCCGAUGCAGUUUACCAUGGCAGCGGACGAUGCUGAGCUGAAGUGGACAGCGCCAUUCAGUAUCUCUGAUAUUGGACGGACCAACUUGACCUUGGACAGGGACAGCAGUCGCGGUCAGAAGACCUAUCUGAUGAGGGUCGAAACGCAUAUUCAAGGAUCGACUGUUUUCCUGUAUAUCUCGCGCGAGACUGAGCCGUGGCCGUUGAAGCUGAAGAACGAGACCAAUCUCCGAUUCACUUUCCAACAGACAGAUGCCGAUUCCGCGAAACGAAGCACACCUGUCAGGGAUCUGGAGCCUCAUGGGGCUGUCGACUAUGCUUGGGACUAUCCAGAUGCGCCUCACAAGCGAAUGAGGCUCAUGAUCGAGGGCAAUCCUUUGCCAAAGAAUAUUGAUAUGAUGGCUAUUGGAAUCCAGCCACCAGUCAAGAUCCCUCGCCGCGAAGGCCAGCGUGCAACAGUCAUCUCAAUGGACAUUCAAGCAGAUGGCAGUUCUCAAGUCUUGGUGAUUUCGCCUUACAAUGAGGACACCAGUGUCUAUAAACCGUCACGCCAGGCUCAAGGAGCAAUGCGUCGCUCUGACAGCACUGACAGCAUUCCUGGCGGAUCCUUCGAGACAGUUGCAGUCAACGAGAAGCCAAAUUUGACGGUGGUCCUGGAAUUCGAAGGGAUCGGAAUAUCAGUCGUGACCAAGAAGUGCGACGAACUCCUGUACUUAUCGCUCAGAGGUCUUACUGUCGGCUAUUCGGAUUAUCCGCAAUACUAUGACGCCUAUGUGGACUGCAAGUGGAUCCAGAUCGACAAUCAGCUCUUCGGGGGUCUGUUCCCUAUUAUCCUGUAUCCUACGGUCGUGCCGAAGGACGGCAAGGAAUUAGAGUCACAUCCAACCCUGCAGACUUCGAUAGCAAUACUGAAGGAUCGAUCCCACGGUGUUAUCUUCAUCAAAUAUGCUACAAUCCUUCUCCAAGCCAUGACCAUUGAGCUCGACGAAGAUUUCAUCUUUGCAUUGCUCGAGUUUGUCAAAUUUGAGGAUGCCUCGUGGAAGGAACCAGCUCCAGACGUGCUCAUCGAACAUCCCAAGGAAAUUCCUGAGCCGGACAUUGCCAAUGCAGCGGCAGACAUCUUCUUUGAAGCCUUGCAGCUUCAACCGAUGUCCCUUGAGCUGUCAUUCAUGAGAACAGAUCGUGUCAAUGUCGACGAAAAGGUGUCCACACGAAAUCCAUUUUACUUCGCUCUCAAUGCCUUGACUAUGACCCUCGGAAAUGUGAACGCCGCACCGGUCAACUUCAGGGCGCUGUUCUUGGAAAACUCUCGUCUGAGUAUCCCGUCUCUUCGCGAACGAGUCCAGCUUCACUAUCAAGAGCAAUUUAUGGCUCAGCUAUACCGCGUGUUGGGCUCUGCAGACUUCUUGGGCAACCCGGUCGGACUCUUCAAUAAUAUCAGUUCUGGAUUCUCAGACAUAUUCUACGAGCCGUAUCAAGGCAUGGUCAUGCACGGCAACAAAGACAUUGGUUUAGGUAUCGCCAGGGGCGCAACAAGCUUUGCGAAGAAGACUGUAUUUGGUAUCACGGACAGUAUGACAAAGUUCACUAGCAGUUUGGGCAAGGGUCUCUCUGCCGCUACUCUCGACACGGAAUAUCAAAACAAGAGAAGAAUGACACAGCGAAGAAAUAAGCCAAAGCAUGCCUUGUAUGGCGUGGCUGCCGGUGCCAGCGCAUUUGCGGAUAGUGUGACGAGCGCUUUCGAGGGCGUUGCCUCCAAGCCGAUGGAAGGUGCUGAGAAAGAUGGAGCGGCUGGUUUUGCGAAAGGUGUAGGCAAAGGCUUUGUUGGUCUCUUCACAAAGCCUGCGGUCGGCGUGAUGGACUUUUUGUCAGCCUCGACAGAAGGUAUCAGAAAUACCACAACGGUCUUUGAUCAAGCGGAUCUUGAUCGUGUGAGGCUUCCACGGCACAUAGCAUCGGACGGAGUUUUACGGCCGUAUAACCCACGAGAGGCUUUGGGGCAGUCUUGGCUCAAGGAGCUUGAUGCAGGAGCUUACUUCAGCGAGUCAUAUGUCGCCCAUCUGGACAUUCCGGGAGAUGAUGCCGUUGCCAUCUUGUCCAACAAUCGCCUGCUAUAUGUUCAGCUCCGCAAGCUGAGAGUCAUCUGGCAGGUGCCAUUUGAAGAUGUUCAAUCGUUGUCGCUCGAACAAUCUGGCAUCGUUAUCACCUUGAGAGGAGGGACGCCCGGACCAUUCUUACCGGUAUCGGAACAAAGUGGCAGAGAAUGGUUCUUCAAGCAGAUUGGAAAGGUGGUCAUAUCGUAUAACAAGCUGCACGCGCAGCGUGAUGAUUAG